Exaiptasia diaphana is the source of this 530-nucleotide messenger RNA. RefSeq names its product UDP-glucuronosyltransferase 2B37. NCBI's taxonomy places the organism in Eukaryota, Metazoa, Cnidaria, Anthozoa, Actiniaria, Aiptasiidae. The annotation marks the transcript as partial. The record is from RefSeq and is a predicted model, not a curated record. The transcript is spliced from 2 exons. Gene Ontology annotation, molecular function: UDP-glycosyltransferase activity.
UUACCUGGCUUCCACAAAACGAUAUUCUUGGUCAUCCAAAGACCAAGCUAUUUUACACACAUGCGGGAAUCAAUGGAAUUGCAGAAUCUGUUUACCACGUCGUGCCAAUGGUAUGUUCACCUUUCUUUGGUGACCAGUUCGACAACUCUCAGCGCGUUAAAGACAUCGGUGUGGGGGAGAUAAUGCCAGUCAGAACUGCAACGACACAACAGAUGUUGGACGUUUUAAAGAAAGUGUUAAACGAUGCAAGCUAYAAAGAAAACGCACAUCAUGUAUCUAAGAAGAUGAAGAUGCGAAGGCAUACACCAACACAAGAAGCUGCUGACCUGAUCGAGUACGCAAUUGAUGUCGGCAAUAUGUCUCAUCUGAAGCCUCGUGGUUUGGAUCUACCAUUCUAUGAGCUGUAUAUGCUUGAUGUGUUAACGGUSAUGGCUAUCGCCCUMGCUGUUAUUGGAGGGAUAUYCCUACUGCUUAUCAAACAARUUGCAAAGAUUUGUUUUGGAACAAAUAAGAAGAUGAAGACAUCAUGA